This is a messenger RNA of Fragaria vesca subsp. vesca, 996 nucleotides long. RefSeq names its product B3 domain-containing transcription factor VRN1-like. The transcript is spliced from 5 exons. The record is from RefSeq and is a predicted model, not a curated record. Lineage: Eukaryota; Viridiplantae; Streptophyta; Magnoliopsida; Rosales; Rosaceae. The coding region runs from base 1 to 996 and encodes 331 amino acids.
AUGUCUGAAAAUGAUGUCGGAGGCUUAUCGACUACACGAAAAUGCUUAAAGAGAACACUUGAGGAUCUUGGGGAGUUUCAAUCACUGAAUAAUGAUGAGAAGGCUCGAGCUCUUUUGAGUGCUGAUGGUUUUAUAUCUGAAAAGGCUCACUUCAAGGUUGUCAUUCAACCUUCAUAUGUUCAACAAAGUUAUUUGGGUUUGCCAGCGAAGUUUUUUAAGGAAAAUCAAAUCAAGGCCGCUGCUUAUGUCACCCUUCGGGUUUCAAACGGAAAAACUUGGUCAGUGAAGUUCAAUUAUGAACAAUCAAAAGCCACACUCCAGCGUGGUUGGCUUGCAUUUGUAAAGGACAAUUGUCUCAAAGUCGGUGAUGUGUGUGUCUUUCUCUUGAUUAAGGACAUUAAUCUUUUAUUUCAAGUUGAAAUUUUGAGAGCUACAAUCUUCCCCGUGCUAGUAGUGGCUGGGCAUAGUAGAGGAGCAACUGUACAUGUAGAAGAUAAUAGAAGCUCAAUGAAAGUGGAAUCUGAUUGCGGUAUGGACUGUGGUAUGGCUUCUGUUAAUCCUUCUCCUCUUGAUAUUGGCAAUAAGAACAAAGGAUCAGAAACUAGUGGGGAAGUUGCUGAGAGGCAUUGCUCAUUUUUGAGGGUUCCUAGGGAUAACCUCGAAGCAGCCAGCAAGUUCAUUCCAAAAAAUCCCUUCUUUCGAGUCACUAUUCGGGCUUAUCACCUUGCGAGGUCAAAUAAUGUACCAGCCAAUUUCAUCAAGAAAUCCAUAAAGCGACUACAGCAGAAACAAACAGUGAUGCUUCAAGUUAAAAAUAGUUUAUGGCCUGUGAAUUUGGUACCUCGUACUCAAGGAUCAGCUGGCAAACUUUGUGGUGGUUGGAUUACAUUUGCCGGGGAACAUGAUUUGAAAGAUGGUGAUGUUUGUGUUUUUGAGCUUAUGGAGAUGAAAGCCAAUAAUAUUGUACUGAAAGUUCACAUUUUUAGAUGUGAUUAG